GCAGUGGCUCUGUCAGCGGGUUGGUUCUUCUUGUGUUUACAGCUCUGCUGCUGCUGGUCCUGGAUGGAUGCAGUUGGCUGCUGAUGUUACUGGGAAAGUGCAAUGUUGUUCCUGCCGUUAUUGGAUUGAAUGAACCCGUGGGGAUAAAGGUGAUUUUGCUCAUCAUCUCCCACCACCUCCUCCUCCUCCCGUCUUCCAUUCAUGAGCAGCGUGGCUGAGUUUAGCAGCGGCAGCCAUGGAUGACAAAGGCUCGGUGGGGAAGAUUAGCGUGUCCUCGGACUCAGUGUCCACUCUCAACAGUGAGGACUUUGUCCUCGUUUCCCGGCUGGGGGACGAAACACCCACCUCUACUAACAAUGGUAGUGAUGAUGAAAAGACAGGACUGAAGGUAAUUUCUGAGGAAGGUGUCAGCUUUAAGAUCGUAGGGAACGGGAGUGAGCAGCAGCUCCAGAGAGAGUUAGAAGAUGUCCUCAUGGAUCCAUCGAUAGCCGGCAUCGGACACGGGCUGGAGAACCAGAACAUGGAUAGCUUUGGUGUCCCAGUCCGUAGACUUUCCACGACUCGAUCCUCACUGGUGCCGUUGGGCUCGGACCCUCUGAGUGCAUCUCCACCUAAGCUGGAGAUGGUUCUGCCUGUGCAGACGGCUCAGGAGAGUGAGCUGAAUGAGCGGUCGUACCGAGGAGACGAAUCAUCAUCAGACGGCAGUCCAUGCAGUCCCAUCCCAGACGAAGACAGUGUUGUCUUCAGCCAGUUGACAUAUCUUGGGUGUGCGUCGGUCAACGCCCCUCGCAGUGAAGUGGAGGCACUGCGUAUGAUGAGUAUCCUCAGGGGGCAGUGCCAGGUGCCGCUGGACGUCACACUCUCUGUGCCAGGCGUAUCUGAAGGCACCGUCAGACUAUUGGACCCCAACAACAGUACGGAGAUUGCCAACUACCCUAUCUACAAGAUUCUGUUCUGCGUAAGGGGUCAUGAUGGAACUCCAGAGAGCGACUGCUUUGCCUUCACUGAGAGCCACUACAAUGCCGAGAUCUUCAGGAUCCACGUGUUCCGCUGCCAAAUCCAAGAAGCGGUCAGCAGGAUAUUGUACAGCUUUGCCACAGCUUUUCGGCGGUCGGCCAAAAAAGCCAUUCUGUCGUCACAGCAACCAGCUCCUCUCACACCUGACAGUGACUUGUUUACCUUCACCGUCAGCCUGGAGAUCAGAGAGGAUGAUGGGAAGGGUACCUUCAGUGCUGUGGCAAAAGACAAGGACAAGCAGAGCUUCAAGCUGCGUGCAGGAAUGGACAAGAAGAUAGUCAUUUAUGUCCAGCAGACGUCCAACAAGGAACUGGCCAUUGAGAGGUGUUUCGGGCUUCUGCUCAGCCCAGGGAAAAAUGUAAAGAACAGUGACAUGCACCUGCUGGACCUGGAGUCGAUGGGAAAAAGCUCAGAUGGGAAGUCUUACAUCAUCACAGGAAGCUGGAACCCCAACACGCCUCAGUUCCAGGCUGUGAAUGAGGAAACACCCAAAGAUAAGUUCAUGUACAUGACAACAGCGGUCGACCUGGUGAUCACAGAGGUUGAAGAACCAGUCCGCUUCUUGUUAGAGACCAGGGUCAGAGUGUGCUCCCCAAAUGACAGGCUCUUCUGGCCCUUCAGUAAACGCAGCUACACCGAGACCUUCUACCUUAAACUACGACAGAUGGAGCGCAAGGAGCGUAAGAGUCCAGCCUCCGACACGCUGUAUGAGGUGGUGAGUUUGGAAAGUGAGACUGAGAGGGAGAAAAGGAAGACCACAGCGAGUCCUGGGAUUCUGCCCUCUGGUCCUGGUGCCAUGGUGCCUUCGCCACCUGAGGAUGACGAAGAGGAAGAUAAUGAUGAGCCGUUACUGAGCGGCUCGGGCGAUGUUUCCAAAGAGUGUGCAGAGAAGAUUCUGGAAACAUGGGGAGACCUGCUCUCCAAAUGGCAUUUAAACUUAUCCGUUCGUCCCAAGCAGCUGCCCGCCUUGGUGCGCAGCGGCAUCCCCGAGGCUCUACGUGGAGAAGUGUGGCAGCUCCUGGCAGGUUGCCAUAACAAUGACCACCAGGUGGAAGAGUACCGCACUCUCAUCACUAAGGAGUCUCCCCAGGACAGCGCCAUCACCCGAGACAUCAACAGGACGUUCCCAGCUCAUGACUACUUUAAAGACACUGGAGGUGAUGGACAAGACUCUUUGUACAAGAUCUGCAAGGCAUACUCUGUUUAUGACGAGGAGAUUGGCUACUGUCAGGGACAGUCCUUCUUGGCUGCUGUACUGCUGCUGCAUAUGCCAGAGGAGCAGGCCUUCAGUGUGCUGGUCAAGAUCAUGUUUGAUUAUGGGCUCAGGGACCUUUUCAAGCAGAACUUUGAGGAUCUGCACUGCAAGUUCUUCCAGCUUGAGAGACUCAUGCAGGAAUAUAUUCCAGACCUUUACAACCACUUCCUGAACGUGGGUCUGGAGGCUCACAUGUACGCCUCCCAAUGGUUCCUCACCCUCUUCACAGCCAAGUUUCCUCUCUACAUGGUCUUCCAUAUCAUUGACCUGCUACUGUGUGAGGGCAUCAGUGUGAUCUUCAACGUAGCCCUGGCUCUUCUAAAGACCUCAAAAGACGAUCUGAUCCAAACGGACUUUGAGGGUGCACUCAAGUUCUUUCGUGUUCCGGUCCCAAAGAGGUAUCGCUCUGAGGAGAACGCAAAGAAGCUAAUGGAGCUGGCCUGUAGCAUGAAGCAGAUCAGCCAGAAGAAGCUGAAGAAGUUUGAGAAGGAGUAUCACACCAUCAGGGAGCAGCAGGAGCAGCAGGAGGCCCCCAUUGAAAGAUAUGAGAGGGAGAACCGGCGACUGCAGGAGGCCAACAUGCGCCUGGAGCAGGAGAAUGACGACCUGGCACAUGAACUAGUCAGCAGCAAGAUAGCUCUCCGCAAAGACCUUGACAACGCUGAAGAGAAGGCAGACGCCCUGAACAAGGAGUUACUGCUGACCAAACAGAAACUGGUGGAGUCUGAGGACGAGAAGAGACGACUGGAGGAAGAGUCCGCACAGCUGAAGGAAAUGUGCAGACGUGAGCUGGAUAAGUCUGAGUCGGAGAUCAAGAAGAACGGCUCCAUUAUUGGAGAGUACAAGCAGAUCUGCUCCCAGCUGAGUGAGAGGCUGGAGAAACAACAGACAGCCAACAGAGGAGAGCUUGAAAAAAUCAGGUCCAAAGUGGAAAACUGUGAAAAGUGUAGCGGUCUUUUCAACAAAGAGGGUCGUGUGCGGGUCACGGUGACCACAGCUACAGCCGGAGGGUCGGAGGAGACAGACGAGGAGAAGGAAAGUCUGAAGAACCAGCUCAGGGAGAUGGAGCUGGAACUGGCUCAGACCAAACUGCAGCUGGUGGAGGCUGAGUGUAAAAUCCAGGACCUGGAGCAUCACCUGGGUCUGGCCCUGAACGAGGUCCAGGCCGCCAAGAAAACCUGGUUCAACCGAACUCUCAGCUCCAUCAAAACUGUCACGGGCACCCAGGGCAAGGAGACCACCUAAUGAGACCCCCUCUCUGUUAGGCCAGUUCAAUUCAGACCAGGUCUGGAGAUCAGCGCACUGAAAACUGCAGACCCCUGAAACCCUAACCCACUGGGCCGUAACUCUAACACUGACUGUUAAAAACCCAGGAUGACCGUUCACUACAUUUCUCUGCUCUGAUGCCUACUGACCUAAUCCCCCCUCCCCCCCCCCUCGUCACCUCCUCACCCUCUUCACCCUGAAUGACUCCAGCCGACCGUGCUGAGGAGAAGGGGUUGAAGCUCAAACAUACAGCGGUGUCGUCAGCCCCCAACGAAAAGAAAAAAUACCCACUCUGCUUCCUUCAAUCCGAAGACAUUGAAGAAAAAUUGAAAAAAAGAAGAAAAAAAAGCUUCAUCGUUGAACCCUGUCUUUGUACUGCUGAAGUUAAAGACCAGCAGAAGGAAAGGGAAGGACACGGUGGGAUAAAGAGGAGAAACACUCCGUCCUUCCUGACUCUUCUGCAUGCUCCUCUUUUAAACUACUGGCACAAACCGAGCGCUCCCUCGUUGUUUUCUUUUGGUACGAGAGAGAGAGAGAGAGAGAGAGAGAGAGAAAUCCACCUUUCUGGGACUGAGUUUUUUUUUGUCUAAUUUACCUUGAACAAUAACUUUCUUUUCUAUGUGUGUAUAGGAAUGUGCUUAUGUAAAGAGAGCGUGUGUAUGUGUUUUUGUUCCAUGUCGUGAGUCUGGAUCAGACCAGGUUUGAAUGCACCGACCGUUGACUGAAUUUACGUUGCGAUGUGUGUGUGAAAGAGGAAGAGACAGAGUACGGAAUUCCCAGGAAAAGUUAAAGCACUAAAGUCGUGAGUGAGUGAGUGGACGAGUGAAUGGACGCAUGUGAUGGAAAAAAGAACCGCGGAGUUUCCCUUAAAUGUCCAAGCAUUUGUGAAUGAUGCAGAAGAGAAGAAGAAGAAUCACUAACGACGCCUUCAUCUUAAGGUGGAUAUGAAAACAGAAUUGAAUUUAGAAAAAAAAACAGCAGUAGGAACGCUCAUCACCUUCCAUUUCAAACAUCAAACCUGCUCCAGAGUUUGUUUGGUUUGGAUCCGACGGCACAACGAGAAAACGUAGAAAUCCAAAGCGUUAAAGCCAGGCGUUGGUGUGGACAGCGGUGUGUGGAAGUCUCGGUCCAAACCUGACUUAAAGAUAAACUGGAAAAAAAGAAGAAUUGACAGACGGUGACAAUUAAUCUUAAUGGAACUAAUUUAAAAUAUAUAAAAGAGUGUAUGGGCCACUUUGAGAAUUAAAUAAGAAAUACAAUUACGAGACAAAGUCAAAACGUUACGAGAAUAAAGUCAAAAACUUUUGAGAAAAAUUUAACGUUUAAGAGUUGUAAAAGGUAUGAGUAAAAAGUCCUAAUUUCAUGAGAAAAAGUCGUACAUUUAUGUUUUAUGUAUGUUUUUCCCAAACACAUCAUCUCUUUACCACUUUAAUCUUCAGAUCAAUUUAUAGCUCUAUUCGUAUAAUGUUAUGGCUUUUUAUCCUCAUAAAAUUCCAACUUUUUUCUCGUAACGUUUCGACUUUCAUUUUGUAAUUUUAUUUUAUUUUUCUCAACAUGACCCUUACAGUCAUAAAAUAUUUAUAUUUAAAGUCAGAAAAAGAAAAACGUUCACCAACCUAAUAUACUUGUAAUCGUUCCUUUGUCAGAACCUCAUUUUUCAACACAGCAUUUGUUGAGUAGACUGGACCAGUUGUCCUCUCUCAGUCUCACUGCCUGAAAUGCAGCCCCAAACCAUUACAGAACCACAAAAUAUUCUAAAGAAAAAACAUUUUCCUGAAGACCAAUGUGGGCCAGAUCACAUUCAUGUCCUCCUGUCCAUUUGGACAGCUCCUUAUAAGACUUGGUCAAACACUUGAAGGGUCAGAUCCCUGUACUCGAUUCUGUGCUUGGUCACAGUUUCAUUAUUUAUGAAUCCUUAAAUAUAUGGUUCACCAAACUAA
This is a messenger RNA of Cynoglossus semilaevis (tongue sole), 5478 nucleotides long. It is a transcript of the gene rabgap1, whose product is annotated as RAB GTPase activating protein 1. Gene Ontology annotation, biological process: regulation of GTPase activity. The record is from RefSeq and is a predicted model, not a curated record. Lineage: Eukaryota; Metazoa; Chordata; Actinopteri; Pleuronectiformes; Cynoglossidae. Bases 236 to 3517 code for a protein of 1093 amino acids. Gene Ontology annotation, molecular function: small GTPase binding; GTPase activator activity. The transcript is spliced from 27 exons.